This is a messenger RNA of Tuber melanosporum (Perigord truffle), 3967 nucleotides long. RefSeq lists its product as uncharacterized. NCBI's taxonomy places the organism in Eukaryota, Fungi, Ascomycota, Pezizomycetes, Pezizales, Tuberaceae. Gene Ontology annotation, biological process: regulation of DNA-templated transcription; DNA-templated transcription. Gene Ontology annotation, molecular function: DNA binding; zinc ion binding; DNA-binding transcription factor activity, RNA polymerase II-specific. The coding region runs from base 475 to 2895 and encodes 806 amino acids. The record is from RefSeq and is a predicted model, not a curated record. The transcript has 4 exons.
GCCCCUUCUAAAAGAAGGCCUUCCCAAGAAGAGGAAAGAAGAAAAAAGAAAAAGAAAAAAGAGAUCCGCCCUCCCCCUUCAUCUUUUCUUACUAAAAUCUCAUUCUACCCAUCUUCUUCCGUCUUUCAUUGUGUGAACUACCUCACCGAAUUGCGCAUUUCACAGUCCCCCCUGAACUGGUAAUCCAGAGCUGUCGUGACGCCUCUGUUGCUCUACAGCUAUCACUACGCUGCCUAAGAUUGACGAGGACUGAGACACUUGAAAUCCGGCUUCUUGACAAGGUCUGGGAGUCAGCUGAAUGCAUGCAAUUUCGCCCCUGUUGUUGAAAAAAAGAUAUCCAAUUUCAACGUUUCCCCUCUGUCUCUCUUCUCGACUGCAUCUUCAUUUCCUGUGACAGCGUCCCUGAACAACCACAUCGUCUAACGGCUGCAAGCAUUGCCUUAGCCUUUUGGAGGAAACUGCGAAUAUAGCAUUAUGGAAGACAGAGCAAGUUCAAUUCAACACCCGCCUUUUCAAGGUACACUUCCUCCGCCAAAUGGAAUGCAUUCCUAUGACCCGGGUAUGAACACUCCCACAUCGGCUCCACUUCCGGGCACCGCCAGCGCUCAGAGUCAACACAUGGGUAUCAACAAUUCAAACCACCCUUCUUUUCAGCCAUAUAAUUCGAACUCUGUUUCUCCUGGCCCUUCUCGCGACGGACAAAUGCCUUCACCAUCUGCUGGAACGCCAAUGCAUCCGGGUCAAGUAAUGACCGGAACACAGAAAAGGGCUUAUCGACAGCGGCGGAAGGAUCCCUCUUGCGAUGCGUGUAGAGAGCGCAAAGUCAAGUGCGAUGCCACAGAUGUUGCGAGCUGUUCGGAAUGCGCUUCAAGGAAUGUCAAAUGCCAAUUCACCAAAGAGACUAACCGUCGCAUGUCAUCGAUAAAACAGGUGCAGGAUCUCGAGAAACAACUACUCGCAGCGAAGGAACAGAUUCGAAAGCUUAUGAAUGGACAGCAAGCAAAGGAGAACAUGUUGGAGAGUGGAGGCGCAGAUAGCAACGCUCCAGAUAUACCUAUAACGGUUCCUGACCUAAACUCGAAUCCACAAAGGCGACCUCGACCACCGGUUACGCAGGAUUUAACUGAUGUCCGGGCGCACCUCCGUAAUUACAGUCGAGGUGUUUUCAAACCUCCACCACCCUAUAGACAGGUCGGGCUUCAAUCCAAUUUUUCUCCACCACUUCCAGAGCUUCCUCCACAAUCAGUCGCAGAUGCUAUUUUAGCCCAGUAUUACCAGACGAUACAUUCAGUCAUCCCUAUUCUUCAUUGGCCGCAGUUUGUGCAACGUUACGAGGAGGUGCGGAAGCAAGGUGAUUUGUCGGGAGUUCCGCCCUAUUGGGGGUCUGUGCUGUUUGCCGUCUUUGCUUGUGGUUUGCUCUAUACUGUGGAUCCACAGAUAAAAGCGAGUUAUCCCGACCACGGAAGAUCGUUUAUUGGAUAUUCCCGGCAAUUGACGGAUUUGUUUAACGACGAAUUUACCAUAGACCAUGCACGAUCGGCGCUACUUACCAGUAUUUUCCUCACAGAGUUAAAUUGUAAAUCCGCCGCUUGGACUUGGUUGGGGUCGACCGUCAGAAUUGCGCAAGACAUAGGGUUGCAUCGGGAGAGUGGGCCGUGGCCAGUUGUCGAAGGAGAGAUGCGUCGUCGGGUUUGGUGGGGAAUAUAUGUGUGGGAUCGACUUUUAUCUGUCGAGCUUGGGCGAGUCCUGCUGAUCGAAGACCAGGAUUGUGAUAUUUCUUUGCCUUGUGCCCUUGAUGACCAUUUCAUCUACGACGAGGGCUUGCUGGUACCUAACGGCUCAUCACAACAGCCUGCGAAUUUCCUCCUGACAACCAUUCAUGUGGUUCGUCUUAUCGGACCAUUGUUGAAAAACCUUCAAGUACCUGUCAUAUCUCCACAAAAUCUAGCUUGCUUUGAUACCCACUUCACGUCGUGCUUGUCGGCAUUCCCUGCCAAUUGCCAUAUUAACCAUCCUAACCCUCUUGAACCCCGACACCUAUCCCCUAUAUUCCAUCUUCAGAACUGCCGGCUAGUGCUUCACCGUCAUAACUUGUCCACAUUGUGUCCCUUUGAGGCUCGUGCGGCAGCCCUGGAUUCUUGUGUCUCGGCUGCCAAAGACACAGUUCAUUUCCUAUCUCGUGCCAUGCAAUACGGCUAUGGUACGGGAUGGCAGAACAUGAUGGCAACAUGUGCGUCUACAAUGAUCUGCACUCAUAUCUGGCGUUGCUCAUUGUUUUUAUGUUUCCGUGGGUUUUAUAACGAGGCUCUGGUAUGCGUACAAGUUAGCAAUGCGAUCGGCGAAAUAAGGGAUGUAAAUGUCGCCUGCGGUAGGAAUCUUUACGGCUUCCUUCGGUUAUUGAUGGAGAAGCUCGAUGCAGGAGUUAGUUUGGCACAUGAUGAGGGGAUGAUGGCGCUGGUUUCCGGGGAUGUUCAGGGAAGCACGGAAUCCUCGUGGGUAUGGAAUGGAAGUGAGACUGGACAGGCUUUGAAUCAUGGCUCUCCAGGUCACGAGACCCCUGUGGCCAAUGGCAAAGACUAUCCCCACACGAAUGGACACGCAGAACCUCCUGCGAGCCUUUCGAGGGAGGAGGCGGUAGAUUGGGGUGGGUGGUCCCAAUUGGAGAGGAUGCUUCAGGAACUGGCCCAUGAUAAAGCUGCGAGAGAACAAGCUCACCAACAACGCCAACAGCAACACCAACAGCAGCAGCAGCAGCAGCAACCGCCACCACCGCCACCACCGCAUCAACAACACCAGCUUGCGCCAUUACCUUGGAAUGGAGGAGUAGGGGGGUCUGGUCGAUCGGCUCCGGCACCGACAGCCUCAUCCCGGAUUUCUAUCGCCAAUAUCAUAUGAUUCAGUCAUGCUUGUUUGGGCGAAGGGAGUAGUUUUUGGGGUCUCUUUGGUUUUGGGGUCGAGCGAAGCGAAGCGUCUGACAUGGUCUGGGCUGGUUAUUGUCUUUUCCCUUUCUAAUUUUGGUGGACUGCUGGGAGACAAAGGACUUGAGACGAUGGAUGGGCCCGGGAGAAGAGUCAUCGAAGCUUGUAACAAAUUGAUUCGCCCGGGCCCGCUUCGUUUUGGUAAUUUGUUUUCAUUUCCUUUCGCCAUUUCCUUACGGUUCCGGUUCGGCUACGUUUUUUUUUUUCCCGUUCUCUGGUCUGUUUUUUGGCGGGGUGUUUUUCUUACUAUAUCCGCGUUUCUUGUCGUGUAUUCUCAAUCAUGUUCGGGUCUGCUUAUGUGCUCUUCUUUGCCUUUUUUUGAACCCCGUUCCUAAGUUCCGGUUUUCCUUUUGGAAAAUCUGUCUAUCCAUCCAUUUGCUCCCCCUUCGCAGUUUAUGCACGAACCCCAUUUAUUGCUUCUCGCCGAAUAGCGCAGCAGGUGCUUUUCUUUUUUCUCCUUUCUCCAAUUCUCAAAUACUUUUAUGCGUCGAUAGGGUUGGCGGGGGUUUCUUGUUUUUUCCAAACAAAAAAAUAUGGUGGCUGCUAUCAUUUUUUUAUUCCCUUUUGCGCUUAUUGAAUGCUAUUCCCAAUUUCCAAGUUCGGUUUAGUUCGGUUCAAUUUCUCUUCCCGCGAGGGUCAUGUAUAUAUAUCACUAUCUAGAUCCCCCCCUACUCUCCAUCACCCCUUCCCCCCACUUAUCACCUCUCAGGGCAAACACCAAUGUUGACGUCGAUACGCUUAACCGUACGUAUCCUGUAUUUUUAGGAAUUUUUAAAUUUCAGUUUAUCUCCCGCCGUUCCCCCCUCCCAUACUUAUUUGCUUCCUAUUUUGAUGCUUGCUGUUCGAGUGGUUAUCUGAUUAUCCUGUCGGUUUUUUUUUUUUUUCCUUUCUUUCAUUUCUCCUGACUUGUUCUGCGAAAAAGGGAGGGCUUCUGAUGUUUUGAUUGCGUUUGAUUUUAUUGAAUAACGUAUGCCAUAUUUUGAUACUCA